Cotesia congregata is the source of this 1539-nucleotide messenger RNA. Lineage: Eukaryota; Metazoa; Arthropoda; Insecta; Hymenoptera; Braconidae. The record is from the annotation of a GenBank genome assembly.
AUGUCUGCAUUAUCGGCAGGUAAAACAACAAUGUUAUCACCAACACCGUUAACAAUGAACGUUCGACAAUAUAUUUUCGAAGAACCUAAUACCACCUUCGUACGAUUCGCUGAUGCAGCUAAUUAUGUUCACCCAAAUAAAAAGUUUAACAGUCGAACCUUUGAUAAGGCUAUCAUUGAGUUACUAAUAAAGCUCAACGUAAAGGUCGAUGAACCAUUAACUGAAGAUUUAUUAGAUGAUUUUAUGGAACAUGGCCUUGUUAUUGACAUCAGUAAUGAAUCGGAGGAAAAUAUAGAUGAAUUUAUAAGGCAUACGGCUCACCACGAUACAAUUUUAAAAUGUAAAGCCUCCUUUUAUAAACCACUUCAUCUAGCAGCGGAAAAAGGUGACUUCCAGCUAGUAAAAAAUUUAGCAGCAGCAGGUGCAAAUCUUUUUCAAUCACUAUCUCCUUUGGGUUAUGGAGAAACGCCGUUGGAAAGUGCUAUUAGAGGUGAUAAUCCUGAAAUAGUCAAGUAUUUGAUUGAUCGUGGUGUGAACUUUCGUAACACUAAAGAGGAGGAUGAUUUGGUGUUUUUGGUGCUAGUUUACGCUUUCAGAUUCAAAAGCAGGAAGGUCAUUAAUGCUUAUUUAACCGAAGAUACGGACGUCAGGUACGUGUCCUGGUCUUACGGAUCGCUCAUACACUGCGCAAUUUACAAUGGUGACUUGGAUCUUAUCCAGCGGCUUUUGGAUUUGGGAGCUUACGUAAAUUCUUUGAGCAUUUAUUCGGAAAAGUUCAAAUGGUUCCAUGGGACCUUGACACCUUUGCAGACUGCCAUCGCGAUCAAAAGAGUCGAUAUUGUUAAACUGCUGAUACGCAAUGGUGCUAAUGUUGAUCAUUGGCUACCAGAUCUGCACGAUCAUAAGUCUACCCUUCAAUUUGCUGUGGAUAUAAAUGCUCCUAAUGAUAUGAUUGUUGCGCUCCUUGAUGCUGGGGCUGAUGUCUUUAAUCACUGGGGUGAUUAUAUUCUGCCGUUCAAUUACAAGCAUAGACAUCCUUCAUUUACAAACAUAUUGAAGAAAAUGGCUGUCAAAUUGGACACUGUUGGGUACAAUCUUUUAAAAACUAACAAAGUAGAACGAAUUCUUAAGGAUAAAAAGUUAGAUCAGUUCAAACGGGAGUGCUUUGAAGAAGUUAAAAGGAUGGACAGUACUCAAAUUAAAACUACCAGUGUCACGUACUAUGAGUUGCUGACCAGACAUGUUCAUGACUUAGCAAGAGAUGAGCAUUAUGAUGUUUUAAAGUCUGUGGUUUUAAAUGAAGAUCUAGAAAAGCAGUUUCCGUUGUACGCUGGUAUUAUCCAGACACGCUUUAAAAGUGCUGUUGAAACAAGAGCACAUUUGCCAGAUUUUGAGAAUUUGAUGUUAAGUAUUUUUCCUAAUGCUUCAAUUCCUUUAAUCAACAAAUUAAUACCUUUUAUCUGCGAAGAAGGCUUGGAGGCGUUCAAAUCGAAAGGGCGUUUUGUAUUCCAGGACAUGUUUAAUUUGCCGAACUUUUGA